GCCAAAGACACGCAGUCCGGCGCUCCCAAUGUCUAUGUUGUCCGUAUCAAACCUGCCGAAUGAUAUUGUGACUCUUUUAUUCUGGCUUGUCCAAUUCCGUCCACGGCAGGCAGCCAAAACCCAUCGAGCUUUUCUCACAGUUACAAGAUCCGAUAUCAGCCCUUCAGAGGUUUUGCCCUUGCCGCUAAAUGACCAGUCAGCUAAGACUGAAGAUAUAAACCACACCCCACUAACCCGAGUGCGUUUCAACUAUGUUCUGUCAAGAUGACUACUAAUAAGCGUACAAUGCCUGCAUUAUUUGAAGAAAACCUCACACUGACUACUAAUAAUAGACAACUUAUUGAGGUUCCUUAUGCUACUUGGACCAAGUCGGCGCUCCUCCGCGACUUGGUUACCGACUUACCCGAAGGAAAAGAUUCAUCGGCCGAUACCGCUGUAUACACUGGACCCUGCCGCUGUCAGAAUGGUGGUUCAAUGCUAUUCUGGCUAAGACCUUCCUAAAGAUAAAGAAUCUCUCUUCCAUGCUAACUCGGCAGCGACUUUCCUACAGAUGCCUUAUGCCAUUGAUCAUAGCUGUAGGAUGGUUGCUCUCAUGAUUAGCGAAAACUCCCCCUUAACACGCUAGACGGACUCCCUGAUGAGAUGCAAUUGCAAAUUGCUAGCCAUCUUGAGGACCAUGCAUUCGGCAGAGCGGUACAAAAGAGGAUAGUGCCAUUAGAACAAUCGCAAGAA
Messenger RNA from Chaetomium strumarium, 732 nucleotides. RefSeq lists its product as uncharacterized. The transcript has a single exon. The record is from RefSeq and is a predicted model, not a curated record. NCBI's taxonomy places the organism in Eukaryota, Fungi, Ascomycota, Sordariomycetes, Sordariales, Chaetomiaceae. Bases 29 to 268 code for a protein of 79 amino acids.